UCUGAUACAAGAAUUGACAAUUCUUGGCUCUGAAUCUGAUUUGUCUCUGCUUUGAUUUGAGCAACGAGCAACACAAAUAGAAAUCAACAAACCUAAUGAAAACAGCCUUUGUUUACGAAUACGAAAUACGAUAUUGCGACAAACAUGAUAAGAAAAGGUUAAAAAAAUGGGAGAUUAAAGAUGUUAAAUGCUAUCUUUUUUGCCUUGUUUGGGUAUUUUUAAUUCAUUUAUUAUUACUACAGAUUUGUGCAAUAUCCUUUUGAAGUUUAUUUUAAAUUAUCAUAUGAAUCUUUGACUAUGAGUUAUGUUAGUGAUUUAAGUCAGUCCCAAGAAUAUUUAAGUUUCCGCAGUAGUGUCCCCCUAAGAAGAAUAGUAGUUGAUUCUGAUAACAGCAAAGGAUGGCGAAUAUAUGACUGCGGCCCUAAAAAAGUGAGAUGUCCUUUAAUUUGUCUUCCUCCUGUUUCUGGUACUGCUGAUAUAUUUUUCAAGCAAGCUCUAACUCUUUCAGCUAAGGGGGUCAGAGUUAUAUCAGCCGAAGCACCAGUUUAUUGGAAUGUAAGGGAGUGGUGCGAAGGUUUCAAGAAACUUCUUGAUUAUUUAGAGUUAGAUAGAGUUCAUAUAUUUGGAUCCUCCCUAGGUGGAUAUCUUGCCCAGAAAUUUGCAGAAUAUACAGUCAAUUGCCCUCGAGUUGCCUCUUUAAUAUUGUGCAAUACCUUCACCGAUACUUCCGUGUUUAACAAUCAUGAUUCUGCUGCAAUAUUCUGGAUUUUACCAGCUUUAGUCUUAAAAAGAAUGUUAAUGGGAAAUUUCGUGUCUAAUAGAGUUGAUCCGGAAAUGGUCGAAGCUGUUGAUUUUAUGGUAGAAAGGUUGGAAAGUCUCCCACAGACCGAGUUAGCUAGUAGGCUAACACUUAACUGCCUUAGGGGGUACGUAGAAGCUCAUAAACUUUCCAAUCUUCCAAUUACCAUAAUAGAUGUUUUUGAUGAAAGUGCGUUGUCUUCUGCUGUGCGCGAAGAGCUUUACAAAUGUUACCCAAGUGCCAAAUUAGCUCAUCUUAAGUCGGGAGGAAAUUUCCCAUACCUAAGUAGAUGCGGAGAGGUCAAUCUUCAUUUGCAGAUACAUCUGAGACAAUUUGACGGCACAAUCCUUUCUGCCUCAGAUCGUCCUUUAAUAAAUCGGAGUUAAAGCAGUGAUAACCAAUUACUUUAGAAAUAAAAUAUUUUAGAAUCUAUUUACAUAUUUUAUAUAUUUAUAUAAGAAAGUGGAUUUUAUAUUUUAAAAGCUAAAAGCCAAUCAUUAGACUAGUGUAGGUACAAAAGAAAAUUGUAGAAUAUGCCAAUAUAAAUUAAAACUAAACAAAAAAUACUAUAGAAUAAAAUGUGAACCAAGUAUUGAUAAAAACUAUUUCGCAAGCUUAUUUACCAUGAAAUUACCGUUUUGUGUUGUCUAUAGUGAUUAUUGUCACCUUUUUAACAAGUCUCUGCUUUUCAGUGCGGUGAUUACUUUGUUGUGUCGUGUAUGUAAAUUUUUUUUUCCUUAUCGGAUUGGAUUGCUUGAAAAAUAUAAUCAUAUUUAUAGAAACUGAAGAAAAUGUGUGGUUUGUAGAGUUUUUAUAGAUCUGAGUUUUGUUGUGUGAAAAAAUCUUGCAAAAAAUGCAAUUACAUUACUCGUACAGUUAUAGGACAAAUAAGUCGAUACACUUUUAUAACUUAGAGCUUAAGUCUGACGCUCUAUAUACAAUAAGCUUGCCAAAUAAUUUCCAAAAUGUUUUUGUUUUUUUCUUAAAAAUGUCUUGCAGUUGGGUAUUUUUCUUGCAUUGCACGUUAUAUGUUUUCGUUUUUAUUUUUAUAAGGAUGGCGCAUACAACAGACGGUCAGUGACUGACUAUUUUGUCAGUGGAUGAUAAAUGACCCCAUAUAACUAUGAAAAUGCAGAAAUUGUCAACCGCUGACUGUCGUAUACUCACUAAUUCACAAAACGUAAAAAGAAAUACAGCAAAACAGUAUUACAAUACAUUUAUUUUUAUUUUUAAAUAUACAGGGUGUUCCUGUACAUAAACUAAACUUUACGUGGUAAUAAAACUCCACAGAAUAAGAAAAAAAUUCUCAUAAACUU
Molecule: messenger RNA, 2115 nt
Organism: Anoplophora glabripennis (Asian longhorned beetle)
Lineage: Eukaryota; Metazoa; Arthropoda; Insecta; Coleoptera; Cerambycidae
Product: maspardin
Exons: 5
Coding region: 298-1185 (295 amino acids)
Source: RefSeq, a predicted model, not a curated record